UUUGAUCACAUUUCAGAGAAAAAUAGAACAGGUUAGAUGCACCUAAUAAAUAAAAUUACCAACAAACUCAGGAAUCUUUCUUUGCUUCACUGUUCUGGUGCUGAGAAUAUCACUAAUGCGGAUCAAAGGAGAUACACAGAUGAAUGCACCUCUUAUUUAUUAUUUGGAGACUACAUUUACUGCAGCUGGCAGAGGCAGAGAUUUUUUCUAUUGAUACACGGAUUUGCAGAAUCAUUUUAAAUGUUAAUAGGGGAAGACUGCAGGAGGGAGCGGUAAAAUACAGGGGGUCCCCAGCAAAAACGAGAAACUAUGAGUCUGAUGAAACCCGCUGGAUUUCCAUCAGGCAGUCACGGGGCAGCUCUAACGUCCCAGUGGCUGUGCUGGGUCAGUUAUCGAGCCUAGUCCGGUACCGGCUCGGCCGUGAACGAGCCGAGGCGACGUCAUGCUCUGCUUAAGAAGAAGCGUUAUUUUCCCGCUUCAGAAGAAGCGUCCAACGUGUUUUUACGCUUUCUCCGAGACAUGUCACGUCGCUAAGUUGUUAGAGCCGCGCGCUAGCACGUCAAUAGUGCAACGUAGCCUGCUGGAGGUUUUAAGGGUUCAGAUGAAACACCCGACCUCUCAGGCUGCUCACACAUCGAUCUUAAAUUGUUGCUGUUGCGCUCACGCCGUAAUACAGUAUUAGAUGCGGUUUAAGUCAGACUUGAAAAAAUAAAUGAAUUUUACAUGAAUAAGUGAUGCUUAGCCUGGUGGGGGGAGGAGAACCUGGCCUAAUAAGCACUGAAGGAAACCCUGUCAAGAUCGUCAACACUCGUUUAUCUUAAUGCUGCUGAAACAUGUAAACCAAAAAGCAUUAUAUCCACUGCUACCUUUCUAAUUUUAAACUCAGUAACUUAUGCUGUAACUGCACCUUGCUCUGCCUACUCCUUUCUUCUUGCUGCCCGCCGGCUGUUAUCACAAGCGACAACAUAGUAGUUCCCGCUGCUUCUUCGGGAAACAGCGCAAAAAAAAAAAAAAACUUGGGAUCUUGUAGGCGUGGCGGUAAGUUUUCAGCCGUGGCGGACCUUGACUAAUUCGAGUACAAAAAAGCCUCGAGUCAAAUUCUCUGCCUCGAGGCUUCGUAUAAUUGAUGUUUAAUUAAUUCAUGGCUUUGCAAACGCCUGGGGUCAUGUUUCACCCGGACCGAAUUAAGUGACGCACAUACACGCUGCACUGACUGCACACGCGAUUAGUGAAUGUAACUUAACUUUCUCUUAAGCCAUGGCAGACAACAUGGACCCCGGUGGAGUGCGAAAAAGACAGAAAAUGUCAAAGGUGCGGGACCAUUUUUCAUGUCGUAAGGCAGAAAACGUCCAGUGUAAACACUGUAAAAUGGAUUUAGCCUACCACAACAGCACAUCCUCCAUGCUGCAGCACCUAACCAGGAAACAUCCACAUGUAAAUGUCACUUCUGCAAGCGGAUUCCGAGGUCCGCUAUAUAUUCUGUGGACACUGUGCGAUUUUUUCAUUUGUAGCACUCAGUUUCAGCUCACACUGCAUCUGGUAGCAACACGUCGGACCUAAAAAUGUGCUAAAAAUAGCUGUGUUUACUAGUGGUGGGCAUAGAUUAAUUUUUUUAAUCUAGAUUAAUCUCACUGUAAUCUUGGAAUUAAUCUAGAUUAAAAUGGCUCAUUCAAAUUCUGCCAAAGACAUAUUUGUGUGCUACCUAGAUAAUGAAUAAAAGCAAGUCUUUGAGAAUGGAGGCGUAUUUCUUGUUUCAAUAAUGCAUCACAGACUGAUAAAGCAGUUUUACUAUGAUAACUGAUGAUGAAAAUAAAUAAUGAUCAAUAAGUAUUUGUGUUUAAUAGCUGUUUAUUCAGUUCAACAAAUUCUGCACUGUAGGUCAACAGAAUAGGUCAUGAUUAACUAUUUACAGUCAGUAGCGUUUGGUCAAUCAGUCCAAGCUCUAUUUCUCUUUCUUCCACCAGUCACUCAAGCAGACCAGCUUGUUCACAUUGUCUGGUGACAAACUAGUUCUUCUCUUCUACACAAUAUGGCCUGCUAAAGAAAAAAGUAUAUAGAUAUAUAUAUAUAUAUAUAUACACACACACAGACAUACAUACAUACAGACAUACAUACAUACAUACAGACAUACAUACACACACACAAACUAUCUGGCCUGGGGAGGGGGUUAAAUUUCUGGGGUGCCCUUCCAGUGCCCCCCUUUAGUUUGCAUGUAGGAUUGCCUCUGGUGAAUGGGAGUGAGAGCUGGAAAUGAUGCCACAGCUCACCUGUAUGAGCAGAAGCCAACUGUUGCUGUUGUUGUCUCUGAAAAUGGCAAGGGGAGUUAUCCUAGCUCAACUUUUCUAAACAAAUAUAAAAAUUUAUGAGUAAAACGUUUAUUAUUACAGGUAAAUUUGAGUCGAAGCCACAUGAAGAACGACCUGUAGAAACAAUUUAUCACUUUAUCACAAUAAACAGCUGCUAAAAGAGCUAAACUUAGUUGUAAUCUGCACCUGUCUGAGAAAGUCUUGUCUCGGUUUUCUCACAUCCGAGCGCUGCUUCGGCCGCGGACGGUGAAGUGUGACCCGGGGAAAGCCCGGCUGGAAAUGUCGGAGGUAAACAAAAUAAAAAGAAUGAAAGUCGGAUUUAUGGAUUAAACUCUGGUGAAAGUACAUAAAUUAUUUACUUGUCCCGCACGAUGAGAAGGGAGAAGCGCUGCUGGUGGCGAAGGUGCGACUGUUCGGCUGCAUGGGGAACAUUAAACUCUGCGAGCCUGGCGUCCGUCCAUACGUACGAUGAUCCGCGCCGAGUAUACAUCCGCGCAAUGUGAAAGUCAUCAUAGCUUACUUAGUAUAGACCCAGAUCCCAACCCAACUUUGAGAAUAGAUUAACGGCGUCAUUUUUUUUAUCGCGCGAUAAGAGUCUGGCUUUGCCGCAGCGCGUUAACGCCGAUAACGGCCCACCCCUAGUUUUUACACAACACCUCUGACUUUUCACUGUGUGGUUAUUGACGUCUGUUGUCCCUCAGGAUUGCUGCAGGAGGACGCAGGUAUUUAUGAGUGGCGGAGGAAAACAAAAGAAAGUAAAUAAAUGUUUUGUGAUCAGUAUAAUUUGACAUAACCACGGCAAACAUGCUUUCUCGACAAUCCUUGUUAUUGUGUGAGAAAAUAAGUGUAGAAAUUAAAACCGACGUGUGUUAAUAGGGAAACAGCUGGUGAGCCAUGUUUGCGCAUGCGCCGUGAGCGGUUCUGGUGCUGGUAGAUUCUCGUACGAGGGGAAAAUCGGCUCAGGUUGUAUGCUUAUUUUUUGCACAGGUAUUUGUUUACUCUGAAGUCAAGUUGAAGUGCUGAAGUUUUGAAAACUAAUUUGAAUAAAACUUGAAGAAUAACUGGUUAUAUUCUUGCUCAUUUUAAGAGGUCUUUCAUAUUUUAUAACAUGCUAUUUGAUAUAAUGGCUUACAAACACAAAAGGGUUCUUUAUUGGAGUACUCGAUUAAUCGAUAAAAGAUUCUAUAGAAUACUCGAUUACAAAAAUAUUCGAUAGCUGCAGCUGUAAAUUGUACCCUUCUCAGCAGCAGCACUGCAGGUGCUCUCCAUGUCCAAAAUGUGCGUAAGCCUGGUCCUUAGUCAACUUAAAGUUGCGCACAUUUUUCCACAGCUUAUUGCUGUGACGUCUAAAGUCUGGUUCACGUGUGAAUUAUGUAUUUUAUACUUAAACAACCAUUUAGGUUCUGUAAGUGUGAGCGGAGUUGUUACAGCUUAAAUUUACCGAACACACAGGUUCUAAGGAUUACUGAAUCUGUGAUUGUUCAUCCUGGUGCAUCAUGGAAGUUUGUGAAAGACUCCAGCUGUGUUGUUCCUCCUGCAGGCGAACCAGUGACUGUGUACCGUCUGGAGGAGAGUUCACCCAACACUAUCAACAACAGCAUGUCCUCCUGGUCCCAGCGGGGCUUCUGUGCCAAAAUAGAGUUUCUCAGCAAGGAGGAGAUGGGUGGAGGACUGAGACGGGCCCUCAAGGUGCUCUGCACCUGGUCUGAGUACGACAUCCUGAAACCAGGACAUCUGUAUAUAGUCAAGUCCUUCCUUCCUGGAGUGGUCCAGACGUGGCAGAGCAUCUACAAGGAGGACACCGUGCUUCAACUUUGUCUCAGGGAAAUCCAGCAGCAACGAGCUGCUCAGAAACUGACGUUUGCCUUCAACCAAAUCAGGCCAAAGACCAUUCCUUAUUCUCCAAGGUUCCUAGAGGUGUUCCUGCUUUACUGCCAUUCCGCUGGACAAUGGUUUGCCAUAGAGGAGUGCAUCACCGGAGAGUUCAGGAAGUUCAACAACAACAACGGAGAUGAGAUUGUUCCUACCAACCUUCUGGAGGAAACCAUGCUGGCCUUCAGCCACUGGACCUAUGAGUACACCCGCGGAGAGCUGCUAGUCCUGGACCUGCAGGGUGUUGGGGAGGUCCUGACGGAUCCAUCAGUCAUUAAGAGUGGAGAGAAAGGAUCUUAUGACAUGAUCUUUGGACCCGCCAACCUUGGAGAUGAUGCCAUCAGAAACUUCCGAGCUAAACAUCACUGCAACUCCUGCUGUCGGAAGCUCAAACUUCCAGAUCUGAAGAGGAACGACUACACACCAGAUAAGAUGACGUUUCCACAUGAAGACCCGCCCACACCAGGGGGUGGAGUCAAAGAUUCCCAACAAUCCAUGAAACUGAUGCUGUGAUUUGAGAGGCAGAUUGUGUGUGUGCAUGCAUGUGUGUGUGUGUGUGUGUGUGUGUGUGUGUGUGUGUGUGUGUGUGUGUGUGUGUGUGUGUGUGUGUGUGUGUGUGUGUGAGAGAGAGAGAGAGAGUUGACAGUGCUCGAAUCGAUUUAAAUCUGAACGAGGAACCGGGAAUAUGCAUUCAAUCAAGUGGCUAUAUCACUGAUACGUUACUAUGGAAACCAGUGCAUGUUAACUUUCAUGUUUUUGCCGUUUUUAUCCUAAAAAGCUGUUGGGACAAAUGAACUUCAUUUGUAUUUUUUAAUGCAUUUGGGGGGUGCUUUUAAAACAUUUUGUACACGUUUUAUGAUCACAGGUAGAUGAACUGGACUUGUCAGCAGGUACAAAAGGGUUUAUUUAUUUUUAUGUCUAAAAGUUGCCAUGUUUUACUAAAAAAAAAAAGGUGUGUUGAUGUUCCAGCAGCUUCAGAGGAGCAGCUGCUGAGACGGACUCGAGGCUAAAUUGCAAAUCAACACCAGUUUUUCUUGCUUUCUUUUUUACAUGAAAACAAAAUAGUAUCUUAACUUUUUGUCUUUUAACUGAAACAAAAUCCAUGAAUAAAUAAAAAAUCUUGUAUAAUAAGGGCAGAUUGCAAUGCAACUUUUACAAAUGAUGUAUGUAAAUGACUUGUGCUGGAAGUGUCCACCAGAAUCUGGCUCAUUACAAAGGUACCAUGGAUUUAUCUUUGUCUUCAGCAAAUGUUCUAAUGUAUCUUAUAGAUACACGUUUGUGGCACCGACUCGACACAUUCAAGAUCUGGUUCAUCAGGAGCGUACGACUGUCUACAUUUAUACUGAAUAUCAUUUUAAAUAAAGUGUCGAACAUUAA
This is a messenger RNA of Nothobranchius furzeri (turquoise killifish), 5555 nucleotides long. NCBI's taxonomy places the organism in Eukaryota, Metazoa, Chordata, Actinopteri, Cyprinodontiformes, Nothobranchiidae. The record is from RefSeq and is a predicted model, not a curated record.